UUGAAUGUGUAGGCUACUUUAACGGUUCGGGCGAGUGACAGUAGGUGUGUCCAGGUAUCAUUUCCUGUGUCGCUCAGGCUGUGUUUAAUCGGACUUUUGAAUCAGUAGCCUACCACAGGAACUCUCAAUGGCGUCAACCGGACAGCAAAAAGAAGUGAAAAUGAUUUCAGAACGGUCCAACCAAGUACUUCUCCAGUAUGAAAGCCUCCAAAGAGAACAUGAGAAAAUCAAAAAGGAGUGUAAAAAAAUGCAAGUGGAGAGAGAUGAGGCCUUACGGAAGUUGAAAGAAUUUGAACAAGUGUCACACAGGGUAAUAGAGGAGGUGAACAACAUUCAGGAGAAUCUAGAGAUCGAGAAGACAUGCAGAGAGAGUGUGGAAGCUUUGGCUUCUAAGUUGAAUAAACAGAACCGUUCUUUGAAGAGGAAGAGUAUGCUCUAUAUAUCCCGUCUUGGUGCCAAUGUCAUCGCUGACAUCAAUCUUGAUGAUGAGGAUGAAGAAGACCCACAGGAGGAGGAGUCAGGUGUCUGCAGCUCCUCCCACUGUCAGAUUGUCAUCACAGAGCUGAGAGAUAAAUUGGAGGUGAUCCUGGCUGAGAAGAAACAGAUUUUGAUCGAUCUGGAGACAACAAGAGAGCAGCUCUGCCAAACUAGACAGCAGCUCCUGAAAGAGAAACAUGAUAAUACUGUUUUAAUAGCUGAAACAUUCCAACAAAAGAAGCUCUUGGGAAAAUACAACAGAGUUUCUAAGUAUGCUCUAGAUGAGUUUGAGGCCUUACAGGACGAUCUAAAGCUUGAGAGGGACCUGCGUUCUGAAGCAGAGAAGUUUGCACAUGAGAUGCUAGUAGAACAGAAGAAGCUGAAAAGACAAAGCCAGAUGUUGAUCCAGAAUGUUUCUCCAGCAGAAGCUCUGCAGAAAGCUCUGGCAGAGAUCAACACACUGACACACACUCUAGAGACGCAGAGAUUUGAGCAUCAACAGCAGGUAAAAGCGCUUGAAGAACAGAUACACGGCAGUGAAUUAAAGAAGCAGCUGACAGUGUUACUGAGACAGACAGAAUUGCUGGAGGAGGAGAGAAAAGAGUGGCAGCACAAACACACUAAGGCUGAAACUGAAGCCAAAGACCUCAGAUUCACAGUGGAGGAGCUUAAAAAGAAGCUCCAGCAGAUCUCCAACCCACCAGCAGCUGCCCCAGCACCCCCUCCGCCUCCCCCACCUCCUCCGCCUCCGCCUCCACCCCCUGCCCCCUCAAGCAACCCACUCAGCUCAUUACUCUCUAUACUUCGUAAGAAAAAAAAUGUGAGCGCUGAAAUUGCAUUAGUGGAGAAAGACUCCUCUGAGAAAAUCCCAGAGAAGGACAUCAAACAGCAAGCCGUGGAUGAGAUGAUGCAGCGAAUCAAAAAUGGAGUUCAACUCCGACGGGUUUGCCAGACAACCAGCAAAACCAGACUUGGACAGGUUUCCCUGCAGAAAGAACGGACACCAUCAAAUUCUGCCAUACAGGAACUUCAGGGAAUCCUGACCUCCGCCAAGCGCCCUGGCCCCUCCUCCUCGCAUGGGACACGCCCUCCAUCACCAUCUCCGAAGUCUGAGCUAGAGAAAGCCCUGCACAAACGGAGGGAAGCAUUGAAGACUGCAAAGAAUAACUCAAAUCCCAGUAGUGUUUUGGAUCUGACCCAGAUUGAGCAAACCCAGCCAGAACCAGGGCAGGACACAAGGGAACAGGACACACCACUACACACACCAACCACAAUAUGCACUGACCUUCUCAAGCCCUCAUAGGAGCUCAUAGGUUGUAAAUCUGAAGCACAAGGAAUGGAAAAGACCUCAGGAAGAGAAAUAUUGACAAACACAUUUAAUUAAAUUAGUUUUGUGGGCAUACUUUGACCUCUAUCACAAUAAUUAUAUGGUAUAUAUAUGUGGAAAUUUUUACUGAAAAAUAUUAAAAUAUAUUUAAAAACAAUGGGUGGGCUUUAUUUAAAAAAAAACAUGUUUAUUUAAUAGUGUUCGUUUUUCAAAAAUGUAUACACCAUCUAUUAGCUCUAAAAUAUCACACAAGAAUAUAUUUUUGCUAGAUGAGGUGGGUCAUUUUACAAUCUUGCGCCUAAAAAUACAUU
Pimephales promelas (fathead minnow) is the source of this 2115-nucleotide messenger RNA. The record is from RefSeq and is a predicted model, not a curated record. Lineage: Eukaryota; Metazoa; Chordata; Actinopteri; Cypriniformes; Leuciscidae.